UGAGAAACAGAGUGUAAACAGCGUCAUCGCGCUUCUCUGAUGUGUGCUGUUUGUUUUGCUUUGUCCCGGGACACAGUGACCGCUAGUGGGCCCCGUGCAGCAGCUAUCGUGUGUGCGUGUGUGUUUGUGGUUGUGUGUGUGUGGAGCAGUGAGCGGGCAAACCGGGAGGAUGCUGCGGCCUGUCAGACCCGCCGCUCGCUCAUCUUUCCCCCGGAGCUGUUAGGCUGAUCCGGGACAUGGCUGCACCCGUCGUACACUUUGACGACGACUGGUCGCAUGUGCGGGGAUCGAACGUGGUUCCGGAUCGGGAGCUGCUGACGCACAAAGGCCGAGCAGCGGCCGCUACCGCCGCCGGGGGGGAAGCGGCCGCUGCUCGGCUGCUGCUCCGCGGGGUUGUGGACCUGUCGGGGCGGCUCGACGGCAGCUUCUCCCCGGGGGACGCGCUCUGCUCCGCGGACCCGGUGAUCGGCUUCGAGGAGAAGUUAUCCGCCUGCUUCCACAAUGUCAGCCCCCAGACAGAGAGCGUCGCUCCCGUGAGUGUGAUCUCAGAGGACACGCUGCUGGAGACAGACCAAAUCUGGAACGCCUUAACCAGUAACUAUGGGCAAGUGAUGCCGGUGGACUGGAAACACUCUCGAACGCGCUCCCUCCACAUCCCCACGUUCAACCUGGAGGAGAAACCUAGGAAGACUGAUGUCACAGCAGAGCUGUCGGAUGACGAGGAGCUGAGGGAGCAGCUGGACAUGCACACCAUCAUUGUCUCCUGUCUCGCAGACGAGCCCCUGUACACAGCAGAGCAGGUUAUUGAAGAGAUAGAGGAGAUGAUGCAGGACUCGCCCGACAUGGAGCCUCAGCACGAUCCCUCUCAGUCUGACCUCUCCAUGCUCUCACUGGACGUCCAGCGGCCGACCAGCUGCCCCGGCUACGAGGAGAAGGUGAGGGCCCUGAGUGUGGCGGAGCUGAACGAGCGUCUGGAGGAGACGGAGACGAACAUCAGGAGCUUCUCGGAGGAGCUGGUGCAGCAGCUGGCUCUCAGGGACGAGCUGGACUUUGAGAAAGAGGUGAAGAACAGUUUCAUCUCAGCGCUCAUCGACGUGCAAAACCGACAGAAGGAGCACCGCGAGCUGCUGAGGAAGAAGAAGAAGCUCAAAGGCGGAGCCGGGCCGUCGCAGGGCCACGCUGAGAAAACAGUCGGAUCCUAUUUGACCACAGUCAUCCCGUAUGAGAAGAAGGGACGUCCUCCUUCGAUCGAGGACCUUCAGAUCCUCACCAAGAUUCUCCAAGCGAUGAGAGAUGACAGCGACAAGGUGCCCAGUCUCUUAACAGACUACAUUCUCAAAGUGCUUUGCCCGACGUAGACCGGAGGGACACUGCCUAACACUGUGCAGAGGCUUCUGAUCCGUGGCUACAAGAAGAAGAGGACUCAUUGUAUUAUUUUUGCAAACAUGAAGCACACUUAAUUUAUUCUUGCAUGUUUUUAAUUCAACCUGUCUUUUUUUGUUGUGUCUUUACUCAGUUGUUUUAAGUUGACGUGCAGUGUUGUGUCAUUUUUGCAAAACCCUCUGUGUUACUGUACGAUUUUUACUUUUUUCAGUGUUUUCUUAAUCAUCGAGAAAUUCUUAAAUUCUAAAUUAUAUUAGAAAUAUACCCAGAUCGAUAAACCAGAGUAGGAGCUGCUGCACUGAGCUUUGCUCGUUGGUUUGAGGUAAGAGCAAAGUUGCGAUGCUAAGUGCUUUGUACUCAACUCAGGUGCUUCUUAUCUACUGAGCAAUGAACAAAUGCACAAAGCACAUUAAACAGACGUGGCAGAAAUAGAGAACUAUGACCACAGUUUAAAUUAAUACAACACUUUGUGGAUCUCCAGAGGGGAAAUGUAAUAUUCCACAUGCAUAUAGGAUUCAGACAAA
Pleuronectes platessa (European plaice) is the source of this 1907-nucleotide messenger RNA. It is a transcript of the gene fez2a, whose product is annotated as fasciculation and elongation protein zeta 2a. Gene Ontology annotation, cellular component: axon; cytoplasm. NCBI's taxonomy places the organism in Eukaryota, Metazoa, Chordata, Actinopteri, Pleuronectiformes, Pleuronectidae. The coding region runs from base 237 to 1358 and encodes 373 amino acids. The transcript is spliced from 8 exons. The record is from RefSeq and is a predicted model, not a curated record.